AAGCAACAAAUUCCGAACGGGCCAUUUUCGUUGUUGGUGUUUGUGUAGCACGUUGUGCCGACGUUUUUCGUGUGACAGCCGCGCGUUUUUGCCGACGCGUUUUUAACCGCGAGUUUGGAAGACCACUUACUACCCAGAUUCUAGCCAGGAUGUGCUAAGUGGCUAGAGGAAAACCACCUGAAGAUGCCGCAAAGAACGCCCAGUCCCGCUAACUCCGAGAUUUCGGUGGGCUCGCCCAGUCCGCCGCCCAUGAGAUCGCUGAACAUGAAGCGUUUGCGGCUCUUGAGGAGCCCUGUGGGCCCGGAGAAUGGCCGUCAGAGAUCCUCGCCCGUGAGGAUCAAGAGCUUUUCCAUAGCCGAUAUCCUGGGCAGGGGAAACGAGGAAAGCAGGGAGGAGGACAAGAAACCGGAGAGGAGCACGGUUCCCAGUGCUCUGCCAGGAAUCGCCGCUCCUCUGGUGCUGAUAAACGAACGGUUGCAGAUGCCCCUGAUGCCGAACUGUCCACCGCCCGCCGCACUGCAUCCGUUCCUGUCGCCCGCCCUGCUCCACAGCUACGAGCAGCGCCUGGCCUGGGACUACCAGCGCCAGCUGCAGGAGCACUUCCAGGCACAAGCGCACCUCCUGCGCCACAUGACCUUGAACCCCGCCAUCAUCGCCUCCGAGGACGGCAGCUCGGAGCGUUCCCAGCGGUCCAGCAGCAACGGCAGCACCGACUGCUGCAGCCCCAGGCAGUCCCAGGAAAAGCUGGAAAGCCGAGCCACCCAGGAGGUCGGGGAGGGAGCCCAAAAGAAGUCGCCGGAGGAACAGUCCAAGGGAGCGGGAAAGCCCAACGGAGACACCCCUCUGGACGCCCUCUUCCAGCUGUCCACCAAGAAUUUCGACGAGGAACAAGCGGAACCCAAUUCGCAAAUUGCUCAGUUGCACUUGCAAUUUCAUUCGUUUUAAAUGCUUCCCAAGAAACCCAUUCAAUAGACUAAGCCCUGUGGCAAAAGUCAACAAGCUGCGGGUUCAGAUGGCACAUAAAUCAAGCAAACAAAAAGAAAUCCCAUCGCGCCCGAGUGUAAAAUAAAAAUUCAUUUCAAAUGAUUAAUAGCUGCACAGCGUUUCAAGAAAAUUCGUUAAUGACAUUAAAACACCGCGCGAAUACUAGAUAUCAGAAGUGUUUUUAUAUUCGCGUAUGUGUUUAUUAAAUGCCAUUAGGCGAGACUCGUUUGCCUCAAUAAAAUCGAGAAAAAUGACUGCGGGCACAAAACUGUUCUAGCGUCGCAUAAAAUAUGCAUGAAAUAUUGCAAAAAUGCCUGCGAGCGGCCGAAACAAGUUGACAAGCCGGCGCUCGGCAUAAAUUCUCUAAUUAACGGUUGCGCCUCAAAUCUUUUAUUAAAAAUUAUAAUUCGCAGUAGUAGUAAAAGUGGCAGAGAAAUAUGAGUUUGCGUGCGGGCUGACCAUAAAGCAUUAGCAUUAAUACGAGCCGGGGAAAACUACGAAAAAAAUGUAAACUAGCGUGGCGGGCUUUCAAAAAUGGUUAACUGCCUGCUUGGCUUUCACUGCUAACCCUCGGCCCUCGGUAUGGAGGCUUACUGGAAGCCUUGGUAUUCCAUAUUAUACCACACUAAGCGGUACCACUCGGGUGGUCCAUCAUCAUCACGGGGCACGGGCACGGGCACGGGUACCCCUCGAGCAAAUUGCAUACCUCGCCCGGUCCGCUUAGAGCCGCAGUCAGAACAGCCAGGAGACGCUCAGAUACAAAGAUACUCGGACGCGCAGAUACGCAGAUAGCCAGCCGGCUACUCAGAUCCCCAGAUACUCGGGUGCUGAAGAGGUGUGCGAAAGCAACGCACUGAAGGUGUUACCUGCACGCUUUUGAUGAGCACUAAUUGAGCUCAAGUUGCAUUUUUCUUCCUUGGCCAUUACCCGCGAUCGGGCCGAAAGGGGUCCAUCGGCGUCGAGAUCAAAGCCGGCAGGCCGAUCAUAAAGACAAGCGAAAAUCAAGCAUCGACAGUUGCACAAGAGACAGCAAAUGAGAGAAUUAGCCGGGAGACUGAGACUCAGAACGAGACUGGUAGAGGUGAGAAGCAGAGUUGGCCAAGGAGCGCUACAUUUUGGUAAUAACUCUAUCAGAGCCAUAUGGGAGGCCCGGCCCAACUGUUGCCAACGAUAAAAAGGGUUGGCUACAGUGUGAAAAAUAGGAAUAUACCAACAAAUUAUGGAGAGUAUAAGAUUAACAUUGUAGGGAUAAUAUAUAAAUCAUCUUCGAUAAAAUCCAAAAGGUAACUCACAUUAUAAUCAAUUAGAAUUAGAAACCAAGGCAAUAACAAAUCACCUUUGUUUUGUGACAAAAAAAGGCUAUAUAUAAUUGUUUAAAAUUAAUCCACAACAGUUAUUUCUGAAUAAAAUAAACUGAAAAUCCGUCUGUUUUAUGGUUUUAUAUUUUAAAAUAUUAUAAGAAUACUUUUAUUUUAAAGUUAAGUUUUGUAAGAUCAAGCCCAAAUUUUUUGUUGAAUUUUUCCACCUUAAAUUAUUUUUUUCUGUGCAACAAUUGAACCCAGCAAAGGGGCAGGAAUGCGGCAUUCAAGUCAGGACCUUGUCAAAGUUCUUAAAAACGCAUUCGCAUUCCCGUUCCCACCGCGAUUCGCAUUCGCAUUCGCGUUUUUGCCAAGCAUUAAUCACUGGCCCGAGUGAAGAGCCGGGACCGCCCGAGCUGUGAAUUUUCGGCAUGUGUCGAACAUCAAAAGCCCGCGCCACGCAUAAAAAGCCAUUUAAAAACGCAUUUUCUGCCUGGCCCCAUGGUCCCCGGGGGCGCAACUCCUCGCUGACCUGCGGGGCCCCAACUGCAGCCAACUAACUGCACACUGCUUUUGGCCAAGAGUCCUCGCUCUUGGCCAGGAAAUGCAGAACGCGAGAUUGAUGCGUUCACGGACAGCCCAGCGAACUACUGCAGACGGACUGCGAGGUGGCAGGAAGGUUUAGGGGGGAAAACGCAUUUCCUCGCGGCUUUUCCAGCUGCACAUUAUGUGGGUCAGUUGGCGCCUGGCCUGGCGAAACCAGUUUUCCUAGGUGUUGGCCAUUGUGCAGAUCUCAGGAGUCACUGAAAGAAAAUUUGGCUAGGUUUAUAGAAACUAUUCACAUAAAUGCGGAUGUCUACUCAUACAGCUCAUUCGGAAAUUCUUAUGUUUAUUGGUUUUUCCGUGGGAACUUUUCUAUUUAUGAUAAUAUCAUACAAAAUAAGUCAUUAUACAAAGUAAAAAUUCAUGUUUAUCCCUUUUUAUUAUAAGUAUUACCCAUCGUAAGAUCUGAUUAUAAGUAUUAUUCAUUCAUUUCUUUUUCUGAAUUUUCAUUUAUUUUUUCAAAGUGAACUGUGGAGUUUAAGAGACGCGGGCCUAUCUAUGAUAAUCGUGAAAAUGCACGGCGACAAAUCAUAUUUAUAUGCCCAAGUCUUUGAUGAUAAAUGUUGAAAAGCCAGCAUAAAUUAAAGCAUUCAAAUCAUUAGCAGCGAUGCCGAACAAACGAGCGGCGAUCGGUGGAUGAAGGGGAGGGUCCAGGUCCAACCAAGCGGAUGGGGAAAUUAUUCACAGCUACGGAUCGGGCGACAUUAGUGCAGACCGGGGUGGAACUCCACUUCCUCCGAAAGAACUCCGAGCGGGCCUCCAGUUCCCCAGACUGCAAGGUGUCUGCUCUUUUCUGACCAUUCGCUGCGCCGACAGGUGCAGGCAUCAUCCCGUAUCCAUGCAGUCCAUCUAGGUGUCUGCACUCCAGUUUUGAUGAGUCCCGAGUAGCGUUUGAUACAUUGUAAUAUAACAGGAUUCGUCAGGGCUGACAAUCAGACCGAACCAGACGUAGGAUCUUUAAAGAACGUUCAAAAUGUAAGGCGUGGCGAAUCUUAAUGUCUGUCGAUAAAAUUAUGAAGAGUAAGCAAUCUUGAUAAGAUGGUAUACUAUAUAAGGGUGAAAUAUUUUGUGAAUACUUAGGAAGACUAUCCAAAAACAGGAGAGAAACUGGGUUUUAACACUCCUGUCCAUGUUCUUAAUAAUGGUAUGGGGGUUUCAAUGUUCCAUUCUUCAAGGCUGAAGAAUUCUUCAAGAACAAUUAUUAAGUUCUCUACAUAACUAGUAACACAUUUCUGAAAAUAAACUUUAAUUCUUUGUGUACUUUGUAAAUGUUUUUGAGAACAGCAUUUUUGAUAUACUGUCUCACUACCACACUUUGAUCUUUAUUCAUUUAGCUAUUUUUAUUUGUUUAUCACCAGCAAUGAUUCCUUCAAGUCUUAAUGUUCCCAAUCGAUUCGGAUGCAUAAAAUCAUUUCCUUCCCGACGAUUGACUUUCUCUAAUUAGUGUAUUAAGUCAUUUUCACGCCUUCCCCUUUUCGAGGAACACUUCCCCCGCAUUGUGAGUACAUCAAAGGGCACAUUCAGCCCUUCGCCGGAACAUAUUCGAAACUUCACCCAAACAGCAGAGUCGGGGCGAAGGGCAGAACCAAUUUUGGGACCGAAAAGAACUCAGUGAUUUGGAAAAACAAGCACAAGUCGGUGUUAUUGUGUGGACGCGAUGUUGAUGUUGCUAUUUACACGCAACACGACUGGAAAACUGGGAACCAACCACCGACAAUCACCGCAUUAAAGCAAGCGGAGAACGACAAACUUCACGCUAAAAUCGAAGGAAGCUGUGAAAAAUGUCUUCUUCCCCCGAACUGCUUCCUCCAAUGGGGUAUAUAGUACACACUACUUGGUGCUGCUACUGGGCACUGUGUCAACAAAGCAUUUAACACCUUCGUCGAAUGCUGAAUGCCAACCCCAUGUGCUGGCGGGUGUUUGUGUAAUCGUUUAUUAAAGUGUGAAGAAAAUUAAUUUGACUAUCUGAGAUGGUGGCCGCUGUUUCUAUGGCAUAUGACUUGCAACCGCUGACAAGAUUAAUUAAUCCCCCUCGUGCAGCUGCGGGGAAGUCAAAGGGAAAACGAAAAUGUGCGCCCUAAUUGAUUUUCUUCUCCACCGCAUAUAACUUCGAUUUCAUUUGCCUUUCUUUUUGCAGUGCAGCAUUGUUGUGACACGUCUCGUUAUGCGAACGAUUUAUUCCAGGUUUUCGCCAUAUGCAGAUGCAGUGCAGUACAGAGAAAGAAAUAUGUGAAAUAUCCAAAAAAUUAUACUAUGAUUAUUUUUCAAAGCAUAAACCCAAUGGAUUAUCAAAAAUGAGUUUAUAAAUAUUAAAAACAAAAAAAGGAUAAGUCAACUUUUAUCAUUUAAUAAUGUUAAAUUGGUAUUGAAACGGACUAUUCCAAGUCAUACUUAAAAAUUCACAAAUUCAGAGGAGAUCGUAUCUCUCAAAAUAAAGUUUUUUACAUUUUUUUAACAUAGGAAUUAAAAAAAAUGCUGAAUUUCAUUAAAAAGAGAAUUUAUAAUUAACAAUUGCCUUAAAUACACUAUCUAUUUAUUUUGGGGCGUAUAAUUUUACCUUACAUUAUUUUCAGUGUAUGUAUGUGUUGGUUGUCUGGGGCUGUUUCAUGUCCGCCGACAUUGCAACGCCCCUCCCCGCUCGGGCUUUAACUUUAACUCCAGCCCGUAUAUGCACUUUUGACAAGUAAUUUAAUAAAGCCAGCGACAUGGCGCGUUGUUGUUGCCAAAAGGUGUUGCAGUUGCUGCUUAAACAUGCAUAAGCCACGUUAAGAGCGAGGUGGGAGCCGGCAAGUGGGAAGGGGAGCCACCGCCGUUGGCUCGAGUGCCAGUCAGUUAGUCACUCAGUCGAGGAGCAGAGCAGGCGAAGAGCCGAAGACCAACCUUUAGUUUAUUUUCGUUGCUGUUUGAUUGCAGCUUGUAAUCACAAUUAAAGUGUUAAACAUAAAUGCCAGGGGCCAAUGGGCAACUAACGAAUGUAAAAGAGACAGUCAACGAAAAAGCGAAAAAACGAAAAAAGCCCAAAAUAAAGGAGGCGCACAAGGGUUGCUCACUGCUUUGGUAGUGCUCAAGUGGCCAAAAGUCUGGGGAUCGGCCGACGGUUUUGUGGGCUCGGGAGUUUAUCAUUUCAUGGACAUGUCUACGGGCUGACAGCUUUGGAAUUUCGGCAGUUUUAGAUUAAUUAAUUGACUGCCUGCCACCCGCCAGCCAGUCAGCCAGUCAAGUUCAAAUGCAUUUAAAUGCUAAGUUUAAUUUGUCAUAACAGCGGAGCGUGUGAGCAGAACCAAUCGAAUGGGGUUGCCCUCAACGGCUGUUUUCUUAGCAAAUAAACAUGAACAGUGUAAGCUGACUUCCAAGUCCAAGCAAUAGUAUCUCAGAGAUUGGUACACAUUGGAAAGUGCAGUACAAAUUUAUUAUUUUCUUUUUGUUCUCUGACCGCAAACUGAGUUUAUUAUAACAAAGUAUAAUUAUAACUAGACUUAAGAAUAAUGUGUUCUUGAUUGAAUACCUAAAUUAAGGAUUUUCUAUCUUGAAAUUAAAAAUACCCUUUUACAUAUUUAUAAUUUGGUAAGGAACAUGUUUAACCUCGAUUGAAAGGGAAUUUAAAAUUGCCACCAACAAUAUGGUAUUUCACACCCCACAUUAAACUAUGGCCCGCUUCUAUCAGUGUACAAUCAUUAACAAUGCAAAACUGGACGUAAUGAAGCGCUUAGCCGACAGACCGCGUCAGGCCAACACCUUUACAAAUUACAAGUCAGCAUUUAAAUGGCCGUAAAGUUUUAUGGCACGGCGUCUACCAAAUAAUCCACUGGCACUCGGACAGCUCAUUAAGAUGCUGGGCGAAGAUCUGUGCCAGUUUCAGAAACAGUGCCAGUUCCACUUGGAGACCCACAAGCCCAGUCCCAAUCCAGUCCCAAUUCCAAUCCCCGAACUGCGUCCAUGAAAGUCGGAGCAGUUAAUUGAUUUUAAUGUGCCAAUAUCCUGACUGGGUCGUCGGACACGAAACAUGUGCUGGCGAUAUGGAUCGCCACUUUUCAUUAAUCGGUUUGGUGUUAAUUUAUGGCGUAUCUUUAUGGCCCAGACUCGGAAUCAAUUGCUUCCGUCUUCUGUCGGCCAUUGUGGUGCAGCAUCCACCCGGCAGACGUCACUUCAGAAUGCACUUGAACCUCCCUCCAUCCCCGCAGUUCUCGCUAAUUACGGCAAUUAAAAACCACUAAAUGUGGGCAAGAAACGAAAUUCCCUACAGCCGAUCUUCGUCGUCGCCGUCAAGUGUUCCCCCAGCCAGUCAGCCCGUUGAGUUCAAGUGGCUCGGAUUGCCGAGUCCCGAUUCCAGUAAUGAAAAUUACAUCUUAAUAAACCAUAAUUACCAAAUGGAA
Molecule: messenger RNA, 7258 nt
Organism: Drosophila biarmipes
Lineage: Eukaryota; Metazoa; Arthropoda; Insecta; Diptera; Drosophilidae
Product: homeobox protein HMX3
Exons: 2
Coding region: 184-945 (253 amino acids)
Biological process (GO): regulation of DNA-templated transcription
Molecular function (GO): DNA-binding transcription factor activity, RNA polymerase II-specific; DNA binding
Source: RefSeq, a predicted model, not a curated record